UCACGUGUAUUUUAGCAAUUGAUCAUUGAAUUACGGUCAAUUUUUUCUCUUAUCUUCUCACAGACUGUCAUGUUUUAUGAUGGCCAGUAAUUCAGAGAAUUGGGUGGAUGAAAGUGAGAAUGAAUAUGGAAAAACAUACGCGAUUUUGUUUGUCAUUGAGGUGUCUCCCAGUAUGAUGGAGCCUAUAAGUGAUGUUGAUCCAUGUUCUCUUCAAACUGCUCUCAUUUGUGCUUACCAGUUGGCUGCUCAAAAGGUUAUUUCGACUCCUAAUGACUUAAUUGGAGUUCUCUUAUUUGGAACCGAAGAAGCGACUGGAAAUGCUGAGAAUGAAUAUGUAAUUUUGCCAAUGGAUAUGCCAGAUUCCAACCGUUUAAAACACCUAAAACACUAUGCGAAUGAUUUCGAUUCGGUAAAACAAUCUUUACGCCCUUCCUCUAAUCCCCCCUCUCUUUCCCAUGCAUUGUAUUCAGCCUCUAUCAUGCUCACAACCACGAAAAACAUUGGUCAACGACUGUUCUUAAUUACCGAUAAUGACACACCUGCGUGGGAUUCUUCACAGAAGAACGCGCUUAUGCAGAGAGCGAAGGACCUUAAAGAUAUGAACAUUGACCUUUGUCCCAUCUUUCUCGAUUCUCCAGCUCAUAGCUUUAACGUAAGCAACUUUUACCGGGAGUUCCUUAGUAUCGCCUCGCGUAAUCAUGAAACCAUACCACAGGUACAACGCGGACAAGAGCAGCUAAAUAACAUGCUGCAUGCUGUUCGGGCGCUGCAGAAACCUCGGCGCGCCCAGUUUCAUUUCAACAUGGAGUUAAGCGAUAAUGUAAAGAUUAAUGUUGAAGGAUUCGCUAUAUUUAGGCGUUUGGUGCCAACGAAAACAACAUGGGUAUACACAAAGGGUGAGCAAUUUGCAAUUGCUGUGCCGCAAAGUACGCAAGUCAGUUUCGAGACAAAACGCGUUUUAAAAAAAGAUGAGAUUAAACGUGCGUAUAUGUUUGGUGGAAAACAAGUCGUUUUUUCUCAGGACGAACUGUCAAAAAUUCGUUAUUUUGGAGGACCUGUACUUCGUAUUAUUGGUUUCCGUCCAUUGACUACAUACAAAUCCUGGAUGAACGUGAAACCUUCGCUAUUUAUACGAGCAAAGAGCAUUGAUAUAAAAGGAAGUGAACUGGUUUUUUCCGCUCUGCAUGCAAAGCUCCUGCGUGACAAUUUAUUGGGUAUUGGAUGGUUCAUUGCAGAGCAAAAGGCGACUCCGUGUUUUGUAGCAAUAAUAGCGACACCUACUUCAACAGCGGUUCUCGACGACUUUGUACUUCCACAGGGUUUCUUCUUAAUUCAAUUGCCAACCGCAGACGAUAUUCGUACAGUUCCUCCGAGAACCAAAGCAAAGCCUGACAACACGCUAUUGAGUGGUUUCAAACAGAUUGUGCGAGGAAUCGAAUUAAGAAGUUUUUAUCCGGGCAAAUAUAGCAAUAUAGCUUUGCAGUGGCACUAUACUAUACUUCAAGCUUUGGCUUUGGACGAGCCUGUGCCGAGCCAACUAGUCGACACCACACUGCCAAAAUACGCUGCAAUUGAAAAACGAGUUGGUCCGUUUAUUAAGCAAGUAAACGGAGCUGCAAAUAGAAUAAGUCGUGCUCACACUUCGCCUAAGGCAGAAACUCAAGAAACUGUUGCAGCAUCGGAACCGAGGGAGAUUCGCAGCAGUUCCAGUGCACCAAAAGCUAAACGCAUUCGGACUCAGAAGAGCAAUUUCGAUUACAGUGAUGAUACCGUUUUAAAAUCGCUCAGCGAUAGUGAUAUGCUGGCGGACAGCCUGAAAGGACUUAAGGUUGUCAAUCUAAAAGAAAUUGCCAAACGGCAUGGCAUUCCAACUUCGGGCAAGAAAUCAAUGCUAAUUGAAGCGAUCUGUCGUUAUUUUACGGGUUAUUGA
Schizosaccharomyces japonicus yFS275 is the source of this 1930-nucleotide messenger RNA. Its product is annotated as Ku domain-containing protein Pku70. The record is from RefSeq and is a predicted model, not a curated record. Gene Ontology annotation, molecular function: telomeric repeat DNA binding; DNA helicase activity; damaged DNA binding. Lineage: Eukaryota; Fungi; Ascomycota; Schizosaccharomycetes; Schizosaccharomycetales; Schizosaccharomycetaceae. The coding region runs from base 77 to 1930 and encodes 617 amino acids. Gene Ontology annotation, cellular component: heterochromatin; chromosome, telomeric repeat region; site of double-strand break. The transcript has 7 exons. Gene Ontology annotation, biological process: double-strand break repair via nonhomologous end joining; replication fork processing; telomere maintenance.